Pygocentrus nattereri (red-bellied piranha) is the source of this 999-nucleotide messenger RNA. RefSeq names its product ST6 (alpha-N-acetyl-neuraminyl-2,3-beta-galactosyl-1,3)-N-acetylgalactosaminide alpha-2,6-sialyltransferase 2 (gene st6galnac2). The record is from RefSeq and is a predicted model, not a curated record. NCBI's taxonomy places the organism in Eukaryota, Metazoa, Chordata, Actinopteri, Characiformes, Serrasalmidae. Gene Ontology annotation, molecular function: sialyltransferase activity.
AUGCUCCGUCCCCCAGCCUAUGCCUUCCUGCUCCUUCAGACACAUUGUAUCUUUGCCUCAGGAAGGCAGAAUAGAAACCUGAGUAAGCGUUUCAACUUCUCUGUGCCUUUGCCGCAGUGGUCAGGGAGUUUUAACCUGUCUGAGUGGCAGAGGCUUCAGCACGCUCCUUUACCGUGUGGUUGGCGAGAUCUGUCUCAUAAUGUGGUGAGGAACACACUGUCACUGCUUCAUGAUUCUACUAGCAGCCAUCUGUUUGAGCAAGAGUAUUCAGGUUAGUAUGUGCAUUGUGCUGUGGUGGGCAAUGGAGGAAUCCUCAAAGGUUCAGGACAAGGGAAGGCCAUUGACAGCCAUGAUUAUGUCUUCAGGAUUCAAGGUAUGAUAACCAAGCACUUUGAAGAGGAUGUGGGCACUAAAUAUGGGUUUACCACAAAUACUCUGAAGAAUUCCCUCAAGGCAUACUGGAGAGAUGGCUUCACCAGGGUGCCACAAGAUCCUGUCAUUUGCUAUAUCUUUAACCCCGCUAGCAUCCGAGAUUAUGUGAUGCUGGCUGCUGCCGCCCAGGGAGUUGCUGUGCCCUCGGGGUAUGACAAAGGAGACUUGCCUUCCAAAUAUUUUGGAUACAAGUGGCCAGUCCAGCAAUUUAGAAUGAUUCAUCCAUCCUUCACUGAGUACGUAACUAAGAAGUUUCUGAACUCUCCACUGUUAAUGAGGCACAGAGACGUCUACAUGCCCAGUACUGGGGCGCUCAUGCUCAUGGCUGCCCUUCACGCCUGCGACCAGCUGUCAUUUAAUGCAUAUAUUUCUGCAUAUGGCUUCAUCACAUGGAACUAUGAGGACUUCUCCGAACAUUACUACGACGCAGAGAAGAAGCCAUUGCUUUUCUAUGCCAACCAUGACAUGCUGAUGGAGGGGGAACUAUGGGAGUUCUUGAAUUCCUCUAGAGUUUUAUGGCUGUACCAAAGAAAUGGCAUGAAGUCCCGUCAUUCAGAGACUGGCUAG